CUUGGUGCCCAGCUGCUCACCUCGGCGCUGCGGGCUGCCUCCCAUGAAACUCCUGUCGCUGCUAGUGGGUGUUUCCACUUUGCUGGAUUUUACCUAUACACAAAAUUGCAUCAAAACACCUUGUGCCCCCAAUGCAAAAUGUGAACUACAGAAUGGAGUGGAAGCCUGCUACUGCAAAGUGGGAUUUUCAGGAAAUGGUGUCACAAUUUGUAAAGAUGAUAAUGAGUGUGAAAAUUCAACCUACCCCUGUGGUGAAAAUGCUAACUGCACUAACACAGAGGGGAGCUACUACUGCAUGUGUGCACCUGGGUAUAAGUCCAGCAACAAUCAAGACAGGUUUACAACUAAUGAUGGCACAAUCUGCAUUGAUAUGGAUGAAUGCAGUGAAUCAGUCACCUGUGGAGAUCACGCAGUGUGUGAACACGUAGAUGGGGGGUACAACUGCUCCUGUGAAGAAGGUUAUCAGACGCCAACAGGAAAUCUACAAUUCAAACCUAACAGUGGCAUUUACUGCCAAGAAAACGUGAAUUCAAGCUGCCAUUUGGAUAAUGGUUGUAUUGCUGCUAAUAUUAAUAAAACCUUAACAAAAAUUAAACCCAUAAGAGAGCCUGUGGCUUUGCUACAAGAAGUUUAUAGAAACUCUGUAACAAAUCUUUCGCCAGUGGAUAUCAUUACAUAUAUAGAAAUAUUAGCUGAAUCAUCUACGUUUCUAGGUUACAUAAAAAGCACUAAUUCAUCCAAGGACGCUCUUUCUAAUUCAACCCUUACUGAAUUUGUAAAGACUAUGAAUAAUUUUGUUCAAAAGGAUACAUUUAUAGUUUGGAAUGAAUUAUCUCCAAAUAGUAGAAGAAUUCAUCUUACUAAACUGAUGCACACCGCUGAACAAGUAACUUUAAGCAUUUGCCAGAAUUUCAAAAAAAUCACUCAAUUCGAUACUAACUCAAGCGACGUAGCUCUUGAAGUUUUCUUUUUUGAAUCAUAUCAAAUGGAACAUCUCCAUCCCCGAAUGAACAUGAAUGGAGAUUACAUAAAGAUAUUCCCAAAGAGGAAAACAGCAUACGAGUCAGGUGGCAAUGCUACAGUGGCAUUUUUAUAUUAUAAAAGUAUCGGACCCUUGCUGUCAUCAUCUGACAACUUAUUGGAGCCUCAAAAUUAUGAUAACUCUGAAGAUGGAGAAAGAGUCAUCUCUUCAGUAAUUUCUGUGUCAAUGAGCUCAAAUCCACCCACAUUUUAUGAACUUGAAAGCAUUGCAUUUACAUUAAGUCACACAAGGACCUCAGAUAACCACAAGAGUCUGUGUGCAUUUUGGAAGUACUCAUCUCACACAAUGAAUGGCAGCUGGUCUUCAGAGGGCUGUGAGCUGACGUCCUCCAAUGAGACCCACACCUCCUGCCGAUGUAAUCACCUGACACAUUUUGCAAUUUUGAUGUCUUCUGGUCCUUCCAUUGGUAUUAAAGAUUAUAAUAUUCUUACAAGGAUCACUCAGCUAGGAAUAAUUAUUUCACUGAUUUGCCUUGCCAUGUGCAUUUUCACCUUCUGGUUCUUCAGCGAAAUUCAAAGCACCAGGACAACAAUUCAUAAAAAUCUGUGUUGUAGCCUAUUCCUUGCUGAACUUGUCUUUCUUGUUGGGAUCAAUACAAAUACCAAUAAGCUCUUCUGUUCCAUCAUUGCUGGGCUGCUACAUUACUUCUUUUUGGCUGCCUUUGCCUGGAUGUGCAUUGAGGGCAUACACCUCUAUCUCAUUGUCGUGGGAGUCAUCUACAACAAAGGAUUUUUGCACAAGAAUUUUUAUAUCUUUGGCUACCUAAGUCCAGCUGUGGUCGUUGGAUUCUCAGCAGCCUUAGGAUAUAGAUACUAUGGCACCACAAAAGUAUGUUGGCUUAGCACAGAAAACAACUUUAUUUGGAGCUUCAUAGGACCGGCAUGUCUGAUCAUUCUUGUUAAUCUUUUGGCUUUUGGAUUUAUCAUAUACAAAGUUUUUCGUCACACUGCAGGGUUGAAACCAGAAGUUAGCUGCUAUGAGAAUAUAAGGUCUUGUGCAAGAGGCGCCUUAGCUCUCCUCUUCCUUCUUGGUACCACCUGGAUCUUUGGGGUUCUUCAUGUUGUCCAUGCGUCAGUGGUGACAGCCUACCUCUUCACAGUCAGCAAUGCUUUCCAAGGAAUGUUUAUUUUCUUAUUCUUGUGUGUUCUAUCAAGAAAGAUCCAAGAAGAAUAUUACAGAUUGUUCAAAAAUGUCCCUUGUUGUUUUGGAUGCUUAAGAUAAGCAUGGAGAAAUAUGCAUAAUUAUAGCUACAUAGAAAUAGAAGACCCAAGCUGAGGCUAAUUAUCAAAUAAAGAUUCAAUCAACAUGUCACAUUAUUAAUUAUUGGGUAACUCGAUAUUUUAAAUUAGUUUCCCUGUCGAUAGUGUCGGAACUUAAAUCAUAAGAGUCUAAAUUACAUGCCAUAUAGCUACAGUAUGUUUUCCUACAUGGCAUAGUUAGUUAUGUCAAGAACAGAACGAAAGAUAUUUGGAAAGUAAUUGGUUUCUCAGGAGUGAUAUCACUGCGCCCAAGGAAAGAUUUUAUUUCUAACACAAGAAAUAUAUGAAUGUCCUGAAGGAAACUACUGACUUGAUAUUUUUGUGACUCAUGUUGCCUUUGAAACUAGUCCCCUACCACCUUGGUAAUGAGUUCCGUUACAGAAAGUGGAACAUAAGAGAAUGAAGGGACAGAAUAUAAAAUAGUGGGAAAGGCAUGACUGUUAUAACAGUGAGACGUAUUUCGAAUAAACCUGAUUUAUGAAGUGUGUCCCCACCCCAUGCCCCCCGCAGUAAACUACAAGAGUAAUUGUGGAGACAAAAUAAAGAACCAAAUAAAAACAUUUUAACAUUUUGUGAGGUGAAAAGUUAAAUUUCUCUAAAACAAUUUAGACCUUUAUUUUCUUUGUUAAUAUUCUAAAAGAAUGAAGUUUCCAUGAAGGAGAAAGCAAGCAUUCUGGUUUAAAGCUAACAUAAGAAUAAAGUAGAUAUGGUUUCUAUCAUGAAAUGUACGACAAAUGCUUAAUCAGUAAAACAAAAAUGUGUCAGGGUAUAAUAUUAUUCACACUUCUAAAUGUAAAAAUAAUGUACAUAAACAGACAUCAUCUGUGCUACAACCUUUCAGUAUAGUGAAAAUGAUCUUAGCUUAUUAGGCUAGGAUAUUUGAAUUCUUCUAUUUUUUAAUUUAAAAAAUACUAUAGUUCUCAUGCAAUAUUCUCUAUUCACUUACGAUUUUAAAGGUCAUUGUUUAUAUGAAGGUACUCAUAAAGUGGAUUGCUAUUUGUUUCCUGUUCAGAAAAAUAUACUUUAAUAAAUGUUAUGUAUAACAAAGAAAUCAGUGAUAACAGAUGAUUUUUUUUUCACGUCGGAUUUAUUUUCUGACAGUUUUCUAUUAUCAAAGCAUAUCUGCUGAUAGGUAUAACUUCUGUCGAUCCCUAAGAUAUUCUGCUUAAAAAAGUAUAUAAGCAGUGGUUUUAUUUCAAAAAUAUGCAAUUGUGCUACACAUUCUGUUAAAAUAUGCCAUUACACUAACUGUUAUGAUUUAAAAUUAAUCUCCAGUGGUUUAAAUGAAAUCUGUCAAAUUUUGUUCU
This is a messenger RNA of Echinops telfairi (small Madagascar hedgehog), 3608 nucleotides long. RefSeq names its product adhesion G protein-coupled receptor L4 (gene ADGRL4). Gene Ontology annotation, cellular component: membrane. Gene Ontology annotation, molecular function: G protein-coupled receptor activity; calcium ion binding. The transcript is spliced from 16 exons. NCBI's taxonomy places the organism in Eukaryota, Metazoa, Chordata, Mammalia, Afrosoricida, Tenrecidae. Gene Ontology annotation, biological process: cell surface receptor signaling pathway; adenylate cyclase-activating G protein-coupled receptor signaling pathway. The record is from RefSeq and is a predicted model, not a curated record. Bases 44 to 2263 code for a protein of 739 amino acids.